Molecule: messenger RNA, 6613 nt
Organism: Oreochromis niloticus (Nile tilapia)
Lineage: Eukaryota; Metazoa; Chordata; Actinopteri; Cichliformes; Cichlidae
Gene: mapk8ip2
Product: mitogen-activated protein kinase 8 interacting protein 2
Exons: 14
Coding region: 437-4264 (1275 amino acids)
Biological process (GO): regulation of JNK cascade; JNK cascade
Cellular component (GO): cytoplasm
Molecular function (GO): JUN kinase binding; MAP kinase scaffold activity
Source: RefSeq, a predicted model, not a curated record
CCCCCUCCUCCUCCGUCUCUGCCUGUCUCCGCACUGCUGGCCUGUAUCUGUUGUGUGUCACGGGCAGCAUCACAGCGGCAGACAUUUGGAGAGAAAAACACGGACUGCGGAUACAAAUUGCCCGCUUCAUGUUUUGCAAGGACAUAACCGGGGAACACAGAGAUUUCCGUGUUACUGCGCGCUGCCGCUGAAGCUCUUUUUUUUUGUCUUAUUUGCCUUGACACCCCUCCUUAUCCUGCCUGUGUGGAUGGUUGACUGCAGAUUUCAUGGUGCUGAGCAGGCUUGUCUGAUUGAAGGCUUGCGGCCAGGGGGGCAUCUGUGGGGCCGCAGAUAGAGAAACCUCUGUCCACUGUCCCGUCCCGUGCGCUGUAAUUGUGAAUGGACUGCGCUCCCUCCGUGAUUUUCUGCAGUCGCUCUGAGUCAUUUGUAGAAGAAGAUGGCGGACAGGGCUGAGAUGUUUUCCCUAUCCACCUUCCAUUCUCUCUCUCCUCCUGGAUGCAGGCCAGCCCACGACAUCAGCCUGGAGGAGUUUGAUGAUGAAGAUCUCUCUGAAAUCACAGAUGACUGUGGGAUUGGACUCAACUAUGAUUCUGACCCAUAUGAGAAGGACUCCCUUAUUCUGGAGAAGAAUGACAUACACCACCCAGUCUGCUCCUUUCAGGACGACUUUCAAGAGUUUGAGAUGAUUGAUGAUGAAGAUGAAGAUGACGAGGAGGAAGAUGAAGAGGAUGAAGAGGUUGAUCCUGAUGCACCUCCCUCCCCCUCAGCCUCCCCUCCUCCUUCUCCUACUCUUGGCACUCUAAAGAGCAGACCCACCACACUGAACCUAACCACUGCUGUGUCGCAGGAUUCACUGAACAACAAUAGCAGUCUAUCCCCAAAGAAAGGAAGCUGGCAGGACUCUUUGCGCAACCCAGCCUCACAGGGUCGUCUGUCUCCAACCCACUCAUGUCUGGAGGAUGGUAGCCAUGUGACAGGCCAGUGCCCAGCCUCUCCAAUUUCCCAGGUCCCAGGGUCCCAGAGCAAAGGUACUCCACCAAAUCAGACAGGGGAGGGCGGGAACCCCCAGUCUCCUCAUAGGCCCCUCCUCUGCGACAUGGAGGGCAACAGGCGAGAGAGGCCCGAAUACGGCUCGUUUGGUCAACAUAAGUCUCACCCAUGUUCUGGUGAUGCUACCGAUCCAAAGGCUGAUCCCUCAAUACAGACAACCAGAGUACCCUCCGUAGAUGAGCACUCCCAGUGUUCGGACACAGAGGUGGACCACGAUCUCAACAGCGACCACAACCACAAGCACUCAAACCGGCGUGCUACUGAUACCUACACCAUCACCAGCGAGUCAGGCAUGGAGCCAGAGAAUGACCUAGAUCUAGAUGGAACCAGCCGCUGCUUGUCAUCCACCGCACCCAUGGGAGCUAUCGAUGGUGCAGAUACACCCUUGUCUGAUGAGGAGCUGGAGAAAGACUUUGACGUAGAGUUUAUGUGUAAGGAGGCCUACGAUAUGGUUUGUAAGGAGAAUCACUCAUCAUAUGUGGAAUUCCCCUCCAUUGAACCCUCUGAGCCCGCUUCCUUCUCUAGUUAUGUUUCAUCUAGCCGCUCAGAAAAUAUCGACCAGUCCAACAGUUCAGAUGCUCAAGAAGCGUCUAAUGUGGAGGCAGCAGCUAACGACUCCACCUCUCCAUCCUCAGACCCAGGAAUAGCAGAUAUGAACCAACGGGGUUAUGUGACUUCAGACCAGGACAAAGACCUUAGCUCUCCAGGCUCUGAUUCUGACAUUGAAGGGGAGCUGGAAGCAGCAUUUGCUUGUGGUGGUCCUGUUGUCUCCAACAUGAUCUCAUCAAUCUCAGAGACAGAGCUGGACUUGACCAGUGAUGAAAGUAGUAGUGGACGCUCAUCUCACCUUACCAACUCCAUCGAGGAGGCCAGCUCACCUACGUCAGAUCAGGAACUGGAUCCAGACACAGAGUUGGAGCAGGACAGUGGAAUUGUUGGUCUGAAAACAUCUCUACUUCUAGGUCAGCCAGAUCCAAUCAAAGAAGGCUCUCCUCUACCCUCUCCAUCCCCACUACCCUCGCCCACAAUUGCUACACCAUCUCCCGUUGAUUCACCUAUCUUACCCCGUGAGGCCUACGACGAUGGUCAAGCUCUUACAGGGCUGCAGAAUGUGGAUGAAGACCUGCCCUGCGAGCACCAAGCUGACCCAGAUGAGACACUUCCUCCAGCUCAAUGCAGUGAGGAUAGUCUCUCCAGACAGAUGGUGCUCCAGAUAGAACCAGAUCACAGCCUAGAGAGCUUCAAACGCUCCUUCUACCUGCCAGUGGGACCCAGGCUAAUGCCAAGCUCAGAUGAUUAUGAUGGAAGUGAAGGAGACUCUGAAUCUGAAAGCGAAGAUGACCUGAGUGAGAACUCAGACUCUCCAUGGCUGCUUAGCAAUUUGGUCAACAGGAUGAUCUCAGAGGGCUCCUACCCAAUCAGCUGUCCUGAGGAGUGUUUCAAGAGGAAAGUGUCUGUGUCUGAUACCAUCUCACCAUCCUCCGAUAUUGGAGAUGGAGAUGGCUUCAAUGAUGAGGACCAAGCUAAGAAAGUUGGAAUGAAUGGAUCCCAGGAAAGAGGCAAAGAAAGUGAAGAAUCAAGAAGUAUUAACAUGCAGUCUUCAAAAGGAGCAACAGUGAUAAAUUCUCAUCUCUAUAUGAGCAAUCCAACUGCUGAUACCAUAACCCCACUGAUUUUAGAGCGUUGUGCAAACACCUCUUUGCAUACUACUAAAGACUGUGACAAGAACUUUGUAGAUAAACCAUCUAAGAAUGCCAUGAGACAAGAAGAUGAUCCCGAGCCCAAUAACGACUUGAUGAUGUUGGAGGAGAGGAAAGAUCUCGACUCACCCAGCCUUAGUGAGAGUGUGAUCAGCGACAAAGAUGAAGGACGAGAAACAGAGCCCAAGCCAACGAGCCGUUCCUCAGCCUCUCUCGAGCGUAUCACAGAAGUCAAACACAGCCUGACACUCGACAUACCCAGUGCUCAGACUAACCGAUGCUUCAGCCUCACUUAUUCCACAGACAAUGAUGAAGAAGAGGACGAUGCAGACUCUUAUCCUUUCCUAGGUGGCUUAAGGAAGCAGUCCCGUAGAGGUAGUGACUUAGAGCUGGACAGUUCACCACCCAUUGAUUCCAGCGUGCAGAAUCAUCCUUUACCUGAUCAUGACCUCCCACUGUGUGAGAAAGACCUGGAACUGAGGCAAUCAAAUGAAGACGAUGGACUGGCCUAUGACUCCAUGAAGUACACACUAGUGGUGGAUGAGAAUACUACACUGGAAUUGGUCAGCCUUAAAAGGUGCACUUCUGUUCUGAGUGAUGACAGUGAGCUUUCAACUCUUUGCGAUGAGGAGCCUUUGGGGACUGCUAACGUGGACUAUGGUCAUGAUGAUGAGGAGGAAGUGAGGCCAGAGCUUCUGAGCUCUUCUGAAGACUCUUCUCCCGAAGCUGACCUCCCUUUCUCCAAGAAAUUUCUCAAUGUGUUCGUCAACAGCACCUCCCGCUCCUCCAGCACAGAAUCCUUUGGACUUUUCUCUUGUACCAUCAAUGGAGAAGAGAGGGACCAGACACACAGAGCAGUCUACAGGUUCAUUCCCAGGCAUGCAGAUGAGCUGGAGCUGGAUGUGGAUGAUCCCUUAUACGUGGAGGAAGAAGAGGACGACUACUGGUACAGAGGCUAUAACAUGCGGACAGGGGAGAGGGGCAUCUUCCCUGCCUUCUAUGCUCAUGAGGUCAUAGGUCAAUCCAAAGAGCUGCUGGGAAUGAAAAGGAAUCCAGCGUGGAUCGAGACUUUCAGCGUGCAGUUUUUGGGGUCUGUUGAGGUACCUUAUCACCAAGGCAACGGCAUUCUCUGUGCUGCCAUGCAGAAGAUUGCAAUAUCAAGAAAACGGACGGUACAUGUGCGACCUCCCUCUCUAUGUGAGCUGGAGAUUAGCUUGCAAGGAGUCAAACUGAUUAUGAGCCUGGAGGAUGAAUAUGACACCCUUGAUGAGUAUGACAGAUGUAGUCACUUCUUCCAGAUGAAGAACAUCUCGUUCUGUGGAUGCCAUCCGAGGAACAAUUGCUACUUUGGCUUCAUCACUAAGCACCCAAUGCUGAACAGAUUUGCUUGCCAUGUGUUUGUGUCCCAGGAGUCAAUGCGACCUGUAGCAGAAUGUGUCGGACGAGCCUUCCAGGAGUACUACCAAGAGCAUCUGGAAUAUGCCUGCCCCACUGAGGACAUCUACCUGGAGUGAGAAAUGUUGCCAUGACAACCUUCUUCCUCCACAGCUUGUGUAUGUUCAUCAAUUUUGCCACCAGAGGGCAUUGUCAGUGGGGAUUUUUUUUUUUCGCUCCAUUGUAAAAUACUCUUCUGUCCCUCUAAAACUGGGAUCUUCAUUUCUACAGUAUGCUAGACAUUUGACUGAUUUCAUUCAUCCUUUUCUCUUUGUUUAUUUCCAUGAUCUCAAUGGAUUGAUUGCCUGUUUAUUUAAUCUUUUUCUAUGAUAUAAAAAUUAAGAUGCUGAGCACCUGUUUAUUUCAAGAUUCUUCUUUCGAGAUGAAAACAAUGUACCUACUACUGCUGUAUCACUUUUCAAUGCAUGGCUAGUAGGAUUACUGCACACAGACACACCAAGAAAUACACAUAUCCAAGUGAAUGGCAAGCAGCUCAACAAUCAGUAAAGGAACGCUGUCGAAUCAAGACGUCGGUGUUUGAGUUAACUGUAUAUAUGUUUUUGUUCAAUACUGAAAAACAGGUCAUUUAAUUUAUACUUUUAGUGACAUUGGAGCAAAGUAGAGAGAGACAGAGAGUACAGCGAGCGGUCCUUGGUCCAAGCUUACCCCUGUGUUGUGUACAAAUCGUAGUGUGUUGUAAAUACAUGUAUAGAGAGUAGACAUACAGGCGCCUCAUUCAGACUAAUUAAGAAAUGCUCACAGUUGAGACUGAUGGUGGGAAAUUUUGUUCUUGCUCUUGAUGUAUCACUCUGACAGGAUUAACUGCAGUUUUAAGAGAGUUUCGAUGAGUUGACUUCAGAUGAACUCUGAAUGUCGUUAACUGCAGAUAUAUUCGUUUUGGAUUUAGGGACAGUAACUCUCAGCAAAUCUGAAUGACAGAACAAAUUUACUUCCUGUUCUCAAAGUUGCACUGCUCUUAGAGCUUCAAUAGCAAGUCAUCCAGCUGGUACAGUUGCAAAAUAUUAGAUCAGUGUGUGCUUUAUAUGGCUGAUGCCACUUUUAGAUGAAAGAAAGCUAAGGCCCUCUGAAAAGCCAUAUUCUCACAUCUCUGACUGUUUAACUCUGCCUUUCAGUGCUGUCCUGGUCUCCGUUUUCUUUGACAAGUUUCAGUGAGGGAAAAGGAAUGACUAGAUCGAUUGAUAGGGGAGUGUCCUGCUAAUACGUGGUAUCCCAGUGGAGUCAAACCUUUAAAAUGUAAGAUUUACAGUUUUGUUAAUAGUUGGGCAUUUAUCUAAUGUUUAAGCAUGGUGAACAAGGAGAGAGAUGUGUUUCCACGUUUAAUUAUACCUUCAUUCACCUGUCACACAAUAGGUGAAUGAAGGAGGUUGGAGCGUCAAACCAUGCCUUGCAGUCUAGCACCUUAUAUAGAGGUGGGGGUAGCUGAAGCCCACCUCCCCAAUCCUCCCCAUUGUUCUCUCAGACACUGUUUAGCAUCUUUUUAUGCUGCUUUCAGUCAGUCCAGCAGAAAAAACACAUCUGAUUUGCAGGAUUUCAGUGUUAAAUAUUCACUGAAAGUUGACAUGGCAGGAGAGAGGGUAUUAUCUACAUAUGUAUUGCUGUCAGUUAGAUCGUGUAUAUACAAUAGCAAAUCUAUGAUAGUGCUGUGUCCUUUAUGUUGAGUAUGUUAUAAAAAUGAAUAUGUACAUGAAUUAAAAAGAAAUUUAAAAAAGAUCACGAGCAGAUGAAAACCCCUGAAAGAAAAACACACAAAUAUCUGUGAUCUGCAAUAAUUUUAUUUCAGUGUCUUUUCAUGUUUUAACACACGGUGUAAUCUCAGUCUGUCACACAGCUGGCAUUCGGGUUCCUGAAGACUCCAUAACACUCUACAAACAGGCUUCAGCAGCAGCACAUUUAGGGCACAUUUGUGAGAUGUGACAUCACUAGUGUGUGACACACAACCAAACUACUGACCAAUCUGCUGUUAGAGCUGAAUAGUGACUCAGUCAGCUGCCACUGGAAAACUAUUAUUGUGUCUUGCCGAUUAUAGUAAUCACCUUUGAGCUCCAACAGUGUGACCCAUCUCUGAUCUGUAUCUACUUGCCUCUGAUUCUGUUUUUCUAUCUUGUUACAGCCUAGUUAAAAUACUUCUUUUCACACAGCUACACAAGAGCAACCACUGAAGAUCUAGUCCAAUAUAGCCGCUCUGAAUUACUUCAGCAGUUAAAUCAACUUUUGACUUUAUUACUUUAACAGGAUUCUUCACUGUAUACCUAGAGCAAAAGAGUAUGUGACAGAACAAACAUAUCUUAUCUUGUAUCUUUAAAAACAAGGACUUGUAAAGUUCAAGGGAAAACAAAGAAAAAAAAAAUCAUUCGCCUUGUCAUGGGUUUGGUCUUAUGAAUAAAAUAUAUGCUUGAUGUCUGAACCUU